GAACAAGAAGAAGCAUCGGGCAGCGGGUACAUAUACAAAUAAGUUUAAAAAUAAAAACAUUCCGUUUUAAAUCAAACUGAUAUUUAAUUUUCCGGGCGCGCACAUUACUAUACGCGCCAAAAUUUGGUCAAACAGCUGUUUCACCGAGCGAAACACAAAGGCACCCGAGACGUUGUUGUUGGCUACAAAUAUACAAGCAAACCAACAACAGAACAGAACAGCACAGCACUCAUAUCUAAUAUUUUUCCGCUCUCACGCUCUAUAAACGGUCAGCGGAACUUGGCCCAUUUCAUCCUCAAUAUUGGGAAUCAUAUCAGUUUGUUCUGUUCACUUCGUCGUGGCGCACGGGAGGAAUCAAAGGCACAGCAGCGACGAGCUCUCGCAAUGAUUUGUCAUACCUUAAGAGGGCACAACGACAGUAGGUCCGGCCCAGCCCAGUCUCAUUGUCAGUUUCAGCGAUAUGCGCUACAUAAAACCGGAGCCGUAUUAUGAAGGGCUUCCACCGUUCAACGUUACCGGCAGCCCGUUCAAUGUGGUGCCAAUACACAACUAUCCGGAGCUGAUGAAGGACACCUGCGCUCUGAUCAAUACCGAAUGGCCCAGAUCAGAGACGGCGCGAAUGAGGUCCCUGGAGGCUUCCUGCGACACAUUGCCAGUUAGUUUGGUCCUCACCACAGAGGGCAUGUGCCGGGUUAUAGCUCACCUCAAGCUCAGCCCCAUUACUGCCAAAAAGAAGGCCUGCUUUGUGGAAUCUGUUGUCGUGGACAAGAGCUAUCGGGGCCAGGGAUUCGGCAAACUGAUUAUGAAGUUUGCCGAGGACUAUUGUCGCGUUGUGCUCGACCUGAAGACAAUCUAUCUAUCAACCAUCGAUCAGGAUGGCUUCUACGAGCGCAUCGGCUAUGAAUAUUGUGCGCCCGUCUCCAUGUAUGGGCCGCGUCACUGCGAGUUGCCCAGCUUACAAAAUGCCAAAAAGAAAUACAUGAAGAAGGUCUUAUAGACAUCAACGCCAGUAGAAGUAGUGAGAAUGGCCAAGUUGAGCAGUGCCGGGCAGGAUCAGCAGCAGCAGCAGCCCUUGGCCGUUAA
Messenger RNA from Drosophila obscura, 1083 nucleotides. It is a transcript of the gene Naa80, whose product is annotated as N-alpha-acetyltransferase 80. Lineage: Eukaryota; Metazoa; Arthropoda; Insecta; Diptera; Drosophilidae. The coding region runs from base 461 to 997 and encodes 178 amino acids. Gene Ontology annotation, molecular function: N-acetyltransferase activity; acetyl-CoA binding. The record is from RefSeq and is a predicted model, not a curated record. Gene Ontology annotation, cellular component: cytoplasm. The transcript has 3 exons. Gene Ontology annotation, biological process: protein acetylation.